AUGUGUAUAUGUAAAGACCCGUUUAAUUGUACAUCGUGCGUGUUUUUACCCAAACAUUCGUUACUACCAUCGAUUAGACAAUGUCGAGCACAUUUAGAACCGUCACCAAUACAAUUAAUACAUUUAGUGCCUAAUAUAAAUAAUUAUGCCUAUUGUUUACAUCAAAAUUGUUGUAUUAAACCGUUAUAUACUUCACAUGUUUGCACUCUUUGUCAAUUACGAAUAAUAACGACGGAUGAUGAUCGAUGCUAUCAAGUGUGUAGUAAUGACAAAAGAUGUGGUGUACUCUGUUUACAACCGAAAGUUUCAUUUUUUAUGAAAUGUGAUUGUGAUUCAAAUCGUCUAAAAAAUGUCACUUGCGGCUGUAUUAAGUAUUCAACAAAUGUUCAAAAUAUGGAUAAUCAACAAGAUUAUUGUCAACAUACUGUUCUACCACCAACAACAACACCUCGAUGGAUGCAAAAGAGUGGAUUUCCGGCUGCUGGUAUAUUACUUCUAGUCAUUAUUGGUGCAGCUGUUAUAAUUGCUCUUAUAAAAUUUAUUCAUCAUCAUUUACAUGGAGUUCCUACUUCAGUGAAUAAUACGAAUCAAAAUAUUGUACGAAUUUACAAUCAUCCGUCCACUGUACCCAUUUGUUAUCAAGCUGAUAUAUCAGAUAUUGGAGAUAAUCAUUCACAAUAUGGAAUAAAAUUACGAGAUUCAUCAUAG
Didymodactylos carnosus is the source of this 708-nucleotide messenger RNA. The record is from the annotation of a GenBank genome assembly. NCBI's taxonomy places the organism in Eukaryota, Metazoa, Rotifera, Eurotatoria, Philodinida, Philodinidae.